Messenger RNA from Nicotiana tabacum (common tobacco), 1129 nucleotides. Lineage: Eukaryota; Viridiplantae; Streptophyta; Magnoliopsida; Solanales; Solanaceae. The record is from RefSeq and is a predicted model, not a curated record.
UCCCGCAUCUCUUCUACUGUAUAAUUGUUGUUGCCUCCACACUGAAAUUUCCCAAAAUUUGAGCUUCUUCAAAAUCCAUUCAUGGAGCACUAUAGCAUAGACCCGAAAAAUGGCUACUCUACUCAUACCAAAACUUUCCACAGCCUAAGGUCGUCACUUCCAUUGCCACCUUUAUCACAGCCCAUUUCCAUAAUUCAGUACACACUCUCUCUCCUCAACUCCACAACCACCGCCACCACCACUUUCCUCAUCGACUCCACCACAGGCCGCAGCCUCUCUUACUCCGAAUUCCUUCACAAAACCCAAUCCCUUGCCUCUUCCCUCAAGAUCCAGUUCCCGUCCCUUUCCAAAAACGACGUCGCCUUUAUCCUCUCUCCUCCAUCGCUUCAUGUUCCAGUCCUCUACUUUGCGCUUCUCUCCCUUGGCAUUGUUGUUUCCCCGGCUAACCCGCUCUCUUCUUCUACCGAGUUAACUCACAUGAUCCAACUCAGUAAACCCACCAUUGCUUUUACUACUUCAUCGAAUUCCCAUAAACUCAUCCCUUCAUUUCCCCUCCGCACCAUUUUAAUUGACUCCCCCAAAUUCCUCUCCAUGCUUGAACACCCCAUUGCUACGCCUAUGUCCAACUUCAACUCAAUUGUUCACCAAACUGAUUCGGCAGCUAUUCUUUACUCGUCUGGAACUACUGGCCGAGUCAAGGGAGUCGAGUUAACUCACCGGAAUUUGAUUGCCUUAACGGCCGGUUUAUACAAUAACAAAUUCAGCAGCGAUGAAAGCGAAAAUGCUGAGCAAGACGUGGCGAUUUUGACGUUGCCGUUGUUUCACGUUUUUGGAUUCUUCAUCCUGAUUAGGUUAGCGGCGAUGGGGGAAACGGCGGUGAUAAUGGAGAGAUUCGAUUUCGAGAAGAUGUUGGCGGCGGUGGAGAAGUAUAAGGUGACCUACAUGCCUGUGUCUCCGCCCUUGGUGGUGGCGAUGGCAAAGUCGGAGUUGGUACUGAAGUAUGAUCUGACGUCGCUGAAGCUGGUGGCGUGCGGCGGAGCGCCGCUAGGAAAGGAGGUGGCUGAGCGGUUCAAGGCGAGGUUCUCUAACGUGGAGAUUGUGCAGGUAUGUGUUUGACGAUCACGUGCUU